CUUCUUCUUCCACACAUCACGGAUCUGUACCCAGCCAAUCCUCUCGCCGCUGCUCUCUGCCCCCAGGUAGCGAGUACGUUGCUUGAAGUCGAUAGCUGCGGUAGCUCGGCCCAUUACAGAGCACAUUCGACUGCACACGCAGGUGGUGUGUUUCUGGCCGACAGGUCCCAGAGCGACGUUACCUUUUCGCGCGUGCUCGCCCUCGCAAGGGGACUUGAGCGCGUCUGCGGAUCUGUCUUCGAGAUACCAUAUUCCACUCCUCUCACUCAGGCCCUGGCCCAUGAAGUUGAGGCAAACCAUGGCAACCUACAAUUCUCUAUACCUACUUGGUCCCGCGCUUCUCGUCGAAGCUUCCGUCCAUCUAGAGCGCCCUGUCUUCGGUAUAGGUAGGCCUAAUGAUCGUCCCAGGUUAGGAGUACAAGGUGGCUGGCGGAGCUUGCGCCAACAUGGAUUAGUAGUAUUCCUAGAAGGAUGUAUGUUAGUGACGAAGCAUGAUAAUGGUUACUGCACAUAAGUGGCAAGGGCGCCAGGGGUUUGAUUUUGUGAUGGUGAGGCAUAGUAAGCGUUUUGAUGAGGCGAGAAGCACCGAAAAGAGCCAGGACUGAAAGUGAUGAAGACGUGCGAAAUAUCCGGCGCCGGCCUCACCUAGUGUUCUCGUACUACAGGGCAUACGACCUACUGAUUUCCCGCGCAAAAGCAAGAUGGGAUCCACGCCGGGGAUGACUCUGUGACUACCUGAUUCCUCCUACCAGCCGACCCUCUGGUUGAUUAGCGAGAGUAAAGGCGCCUGGGAAACCCGGCACUCUCCUUCUACUGUAUCUGGUAGGUCUAUUUCGGCAAGGACCAAUUUUACAGAAAUAAGAUAGAUAUCAGCUGGUCGGGCCAGCAAAAUUAGAACGCAAAAAAUAGGUAGCUAUCAAACGCGCUAUAGAUUAUACGGGGAGAGUGCAUUCGCAUAAAAGAAGGC
Messenger RNA from Durotheca rogersii, 967 nucleotides. RefSeq lists its product as uncharacterized. The transcript has a single exon. The record is from RefSeq and is a predicted model, not a curated record. Lineage: Eukaryota; Fungi; Ascomycota; Sordariomycetes; Xylariales; Xylariaceae. Bases 281 to 514 code for a protein of 77 amino acids.